CUCUAGCAACAAAUUUUGAUGGAUGUUUUUCAUAUUUAAGCUCAUGUUGAAGUGAUUUACAGGGACAAGGACAAUAUGUGAUUCUCAGAAGUACAGAGUGAUUACUUUUCACAGGAGGGGUGGGUAAUGUCCCAGGACAGAACAGGUCACAUGUAAGGGGUGGUAGAGACAUACAGGGGUGUGAAGAAUAGGUGGGACAGAGAGAGCAAUGUGAAAGAAGACAGGAUAGAAAGAUGGAGACGGCGCUAACAGAUGGAUUGAAGAGGGAUUAUGGAUGCUCUUGGUAGAGUGUGACACCAAUUUACAAGGAAAGGCAGGAAAAGGAGGAGAUUUGGGCAGGAUUGUACCAAAAAAGAGGAAAAGCUGAAAUAAUCGCGAAAGGAUAAGGAUAGAAACUGCAUGCUGAAUCAAAGAAACAAGGACCUUCUGUAUUUAACAACUGCACAGAAGGUGGAAAAAGAUCAAAAUUAAUGGAUCGAAUAGGGAGAAAUUAUUACGAUGGACAUGAUGUAAGAAGAUUAAUGUGCACAGGUUCUUCCCUGAUCUGACCCUCUCCUUUAAUAAAUCCACAUCUUCAUUUAUCCUACCAUCUGUAACAGGGAUCUCUUACUCAUUUCUGCUUUAUAUAAUUUUCUCAAUUUCAUUCUCAUCCCCAAAGAUUUCUUGUGCUUGGUUACUGAUCCCUGUUUGCCCUUUAGAAAACCAGCUCUGGGUAGCUUUAUAAAACCAGCUCCUUCCCUUUGGGUAGCAUGUUGGACCACAUGUCCAGGCGUUCUCGCUCCCUGGUCUCUCUUUUCCUGACCUCCCUUGCCCUCGCAUUAUCUGUGCUGGCUUUCUGUACGUCUUACUGGUGUGAAGGAACGCACAAGGUUGUCAAACCUCUCUGCCUUUCACCUGUCAAGAUGAAGAACUGCGGACAGAACAACAGUGAACCUUACACUACAGAAAGCCCCACCUCGGAUCCUCAAAACCCGUUACCAACAUUAUUACCAAAGCGAAGAGAGGAACUUGCCAGGAUUCGACAAAGACAAUUGGCCAAUGCAGUGCACUACAUUUGGGAGACAGGAGAAGACAAGUAUACCUUCAGAUAUUUCCACACAGGAUUUUGGGAGUCCUGUGAAAAACAUGCUGAUGGAGAACGAUGUCGUCGGUUCUUGGAUCUUACUCCUGGAGAGACUCAUGGUGUUCUGUGGUUGUCAAUGAUUGCUGAGUUCAUGUACAUCAGUUUGUUGGGCAUGGGCUUUCUACUCAUGUGGGUGGAAGUGCUGUGUGCUCAUAAAGAAAUGCAUGCACUCAAAAUCAACGCUUUCGCAGCCAUAUGUACAGUGCUCUCAGGACUGUUAGGGAUGGUGGCUCAUAUGAUGUACACUACUGUAUUUCAGCUAACUGUGAUUGUGGGGCCCAAAGACUGGAGACCUCAGACGUGGGACUACGGCUGGUCAUUUGCGCUGGCAUGGGUGUCUUUCAGCUGCUGCAUGUGUUCUGCAGUUAUGACCCUUAAUUCUUACACAAAAACAGUCAUUGAGCAACGUCACCGCCAGAGGCUUCGAUUAGAGGAGGCCCGUGCUACAAGCCACGCUCCGUCCUAUGAUGAGGUGGUCCCAGGUGGCGGGCUGUACUCCGUCAGCGGCCUAUUACAGUGCCCAAAUGGGAUGAUAGACUCUAUGUGGGCAUCCGAUGGGAGCAUGGGACUGGUGCAAGAGAGGGAUGUGCCCACCCUGGUACUGUUUGGAGGAUGCGGACAAGAUUCGUGUGAGGACUGCGAGAGAGAGAUGGAUGAGAUGAAGGAGGCCAUGAAUGGAAUAGAUUCUCCUUGUUAAUCUUGGAUGAUGUGAGUUGAAGGGCUAGUUCACCCAUAAAUGAAAAUGUUGUCAUUAUUUAGUCC
Molecule: messenger RNA, 1885 nt
Organism: Sinocyclocheilus anshuiensis
Lineage: Eukaryota; Metazoa; Chordata; Actinopteri; Cypriniformes; Cyprinidae
Product: germ cell-specific gene 1-like protein
Exons: 7
Coding region: 750-1820 (356 amino acids)
Cellular component (GO): plasma membrane
Source: RefSeq, a predicted model, not a curated record